AUGGCCUCAUGGGUGACUGUCAGUGAAGAAAGGGAAGAGAGCGCACGUGACCCCGCAGCAGAGCGUUUACCUGACAAUCGCAGGCCCCCAGCACCCUCUGUCCUCGCUGCUUUGCUGAAUUUCCUGAAUCAUCCUCGCAGACGCAGAGAGGGCCAAAGAUCACUCCUUCCAUCCAGCAGUUCCCUGCGGACCCAACACUCCAACCUCGAUCCCACCACCACCGAACAAUCCCAAAUGCCCUACAUAAUGAACCUCUACGUCGACGGCGGGUGCCGCAACAACGGCGCACCCAACGCCUUCGGCGCCGCAGCCGCAGCGCACAAGAACAAAUGGGGCCGAUUCCGCUCCUGGACGCGCUCUCUGCCACGCGGCACAACACCCACGCCCACUAGCCAACGCGCCGAACUCACGGCAAUCAUCCUUGCGCUGGAGAAGGCGCUGGCGCGCUACAAGGGUCUGCAUUCCUCGCCCUAG
Molecule: messenger RNA, 474 nt
Organism: Aspergillus mulundensis
Lineage: Eukaryota; Fungi; Ascomycota; Eurotiomycetes; Eurotiales; Aspergillaceae
Exons: 2
Coding region: 1-474 (157 amino acids)
Molecular function (GO): RNA-DNA hybrid ribonuclease activity; nucleic acid binding
Source: RefSeq, a predicted model, not a curated record